AUGGACACAGUCCCUCCUGAAACCUGUGUGACUUAUUUUGUGCCAAAAUUUGUAAUAACAGAAUUUUUCCUCCUGGCUGCCAUGUCCUAUGACCGCUACGUGGCCAUCUGCAAGCCCUUGCAUUAUGUGACCAUCAUGAGCAGAGGAGUCUGUAGGAUUCUCAUUAUCUGUUGUUGGAUGUCUGGUUUAUGUGUAAUCAUUCCACCACUUAUCCUGGUUUUAAAUCUGGAAUUUUGUGACUCUAACGUACUUGACCACUUUAUUUGUGAUGCAUUUCCUAUUGUGAAAAUCUCGUGUUCAGACACAUGGAUUGUGGAACAGACAGUUAAUAUCUGUGCCGUGUUGACCCUAAAUAUUACUCUUACUUGUGUAGUUAUGUCAUAUGGUAACAUCAUCAGAACCAUAUUCAGAUUCCCCUCUGCUCAGCAAAGGAAAAAAGCCUUUUCAACCUGUUCUUCCCACAUGAUUGUGGUUUCCAUCACCUAUGGCACCUGUAUUUUUAUCUACAUGAAUCCUAAAGCAAAGGAAGAAGUGACUGUCAAUAAAAUGGUUUCACUGCUUAUUUCUUCUGUUUCACCUACAUUGAACCCAUUUAUCUAUACUCUCAGGAACAAUCAAGUUAAGAAAGCUUUUAGGGACUCAUUUAAAAGACUUUUAUUGAUCUCUGCAAAGUAA
This is a messenger RNA of Chrysochloris asiatica (Cape golden mole), 675 nucleotides long. RefSeq names its product olfactory receptor 6C2-like. Bases 1 to 675 code for a protein of 224 amino acids. Gene Ontology annotation, biological process: G protein-coupled receptor signaling pathway. Gene Ontology annotation, molecular function: G protein-coupled receptor activity; olfactory receptor activity. NCBI's taxonomy places the organism in Eukaryota, Metazoa, Chordata, Mammalia, Afrosoricida, Chrysochloridae. The record is from RefSeq and is a predicted model, not a curated record. The transcript is spliced from 2 exons. Gene Ontology annotation, cellular component: membrane.